AUGCCAGCGUCCGAGCCAUCCAACGACGCUUAUCAGUGUGACCUUCUCUUGCGCCAUCGACGCCGGUGUCUGCGGUCGACCAAACCCAAGGUACGCCGGAAAGCGUGCAAUGCCUGUGUGCAGGCCAAGACCAAAUGCUGCUGCACGCAACCGACCUGCUCGCGAUGCGCCAAACGGGGCGUCCGUUGUGAAUACGUGUCCAUCGCCAACACAGCAGCCUCGAUUCCCUCUGAUUCUUCCGACUCCACCUCCUCCCCGUCGGCCAGAGAUCAUCCCAGACCCGACGAAACCCGCGUGAGCACGACCGACUUCCCGUCGCUAUGGAGCCCUCGGAGCACGCUGGACGGUCCCGGCGAUGACAGCUUGGACUCGUGGAGCUCCCAGAACUUCAUCUGGACCCUGGAUGCCCUCGAUCUCCCGCCGUUGCCCUCGUCAGCAAGCGUAGUCGACGAAGUCACCCCGGGCCUGACGCCGGCAGUCCCGACCAGCCAUCCGAGCUUCACAUUUCCACUGACCUCGGCUCCGCCGCCACAGUCGUACAGUACGCUGGUCGGGGAGACCUCCAUAGCGCUGCCAGGGCCAGGGAUUCCCAAUGUCUCCACCCUGACCGAUCUGGGCGGCAGUCUUGAUGUGCCCGUGCGGCCACCCAAUUACGUCAGUCUGCUUGCACAGUAUCCGAGACUCUUGCUUCAGGACGAUUUCUAUUGUCCGUUCGUGCACCGCACCCUGUUCAACGAGCAUGUGGCGGACAUGACCAUACUGCCGCACACAUCCAUGGCCAUCUGCUGUGGAAGUGCCUUGGGCGCCAGGGAUGCCGCCGGCUACGUCAAGCGAGCCAUGGACGCGCAACGACAAUGCCUGAUCGAGUCGUAUGUAAGUAAGGCCUUUUGUCGAUCAUCUCCUCGCGUGCUGACAGGCCAGCCCACGUACCUCUGCAUGGAACAGUGGGACGCUCUGCACGCAAUGCUCCUAUACGAGAUCCUCGAGAUGGGCAUCGCGUCCGUCGACGAAUCCGAGAGUUGGAGACGAAAGCGCAGCACCAAAGGGCUAAAGUCGCCCUUCCUCUCCAAAAUGACCCAGUGUUUCUCGCGGUCGUACCUCGAGACGCACGAUACGGCCCUCCUGCCCCCGGCCGACGCCGACACCGACGCCCCCGACUCCUGGGUCAAAUGGGCCGUGGCCGAAACCGCCCGCCGCACCAUCUUCCUCGCCAACAUUGUCAAUUUCUUCAGCAACCGCGAUCUCAACUGUGGGCGUCAAUCGCCCUACUACGAGCCCCUCAACGACGAGCUCAUCAUGAAUAUGCCUCUACCCUGCGAUCAAGCGCUGUGGAGCGCCCGCACCGAAGACGAAUGGCGCAAGGUUGCGCCUGCGUCCCCUAUCUCUCCUGGAAUCACUGACGCUUUUUCAACCUUGGGCGCUACUGGUGGUGCCAUUCCCGUGGGAGAGCAGCUGCUGAAUCACCAGCAGCAACCCUCGCUCAAGACGCUUUUGUCCAAGUUCGCCAAGGACGAUCUCCGGGCGAAUUGCGUGACGAAUGCGGGGUUUGCCGACUCCAAUGAGCUUCGGUCGUUUAUCAUUCUCUGUGCGCUGGAGCAAUUUGCGUGA
Molecule: messenger RNA, 1608 nt
Organism: Aspergillus pseudoviridinutans
Lineage: Eukaryota; Fungi; Ascomycota; Eurotiomycetes; Eurotiales; Aspergillaceae
Product: Zn(II)2Cys6 transcription factor domain-containing protein
Exons: 2
Coding region: 1-1608 (535 amino acids)
Biological process (GO): regulation of DNA-templated transcription
Molecular function (GO): DNA-binding transcription factor activity, RNA polymerase II-specific; zinc ion binding
Source: RefSeq, a predicted model, not a curated record